Messenger RNA from Nylanderia fulva, 1432 nucleotides. It is a transcript of the gene BORCS5, whose product is annotated as BLOC-1 related complex subunit 5. NCBI's taxonomy places the organism in Eukaryota, Metazoa, Arthropoda, Insecta, Hymenoptera, Formicidae. Gene Ontology annotation, cellular component: synaptic vesicle membrane; BORC complex; cytoplasmic side of lysosomal membrane. The record is from RefSeq and is a predicted model, not a curated record. Gene Ontology annotation, biological process: lysosome localization; organelle transport along microtubule; positive regulation of anterograde synaptic vesicle transport.
UAUGAAAUAAGAGUCAAAAUAUUAAACGAUAAAAUAAAUAUGUAAAAUAAGACGAUUGACAUAAAUAUUUUCCAUGUUACAUACAAUAAUGUGUGUUCGCAUAAUACUGGUGUAAUUAAUUUUGAUUGUGUUAAAUAACUACUUUAAUAUAACUGUCGACAAAAAAGUUAAUCAGUGACAUGUCAUAAUAAAAUACAAAGAACAAUAAAUAGCAAUCAACAAGCAUUUCAUUUCACAAGUAUUAAAAAAAAACUUGCGAAAAUACUUAGAUUCCAUCAAAACUUGCAAAGCUCAUUUUAUAACUCAAUGAUUCAAGCAGAUUAAGGAUAUUCAUGGAAUAUAUUCAAUACAAUUUGAUUUGGCCGAAGCAAUCUUGUAACAGACACUUCUAGUCUCUUGAUUCCGCUAAAUUGCAAGAAGCCUCAAAAUGGGGUCCGAACAAAGCUCUCAAAGUGGUAAUCAGGGUACUAACAGUGGAAGAGCGAGGACCACUCAGCUUAGACGGGGCAAAAGUGUUCCAAAUCGCGAAAGAAUGCCAGAAGAUACUCCACCGAGGUGCACCAGUCCUGGCGCCAGCAUUUGCUCUGAUUCUGAUCUUCCAUACAUCUCUUAUACUGUGAAUCGACCCAUCGGAGAUUCCCCAAAAAUGACUAACAAGCAGUCGCAGCUUUACAGAGGAAAGACAAUCGGAGCUGGAGAGAUCUCGACGAAAAAUAGCCUGGGCACUAUGAAUCACAGGCAUACGAAGACCAAUGCAUCAGAUAACAAAAUCCAUAAUAUUGUGGUAGUAAAGCCGGCUCAAGCGGAUCCUACAGCGGACAAGGAUCCUGAUUUAGUGAAACUGCAGACUAUCCCGAUGUUCCUGCCGAUUAUGCGUGGCACGUUGAACCUACCGCCGGGUGUGCGUGAUCCAGAGGUCCUGGAGAGACUCGAUCCGGUCGGCCUGUUCAACUUGUGCGCGCGUUAUCAGCAUCAUCUCAAUGCGAACGCGCAGACAAUAGCCGCGGAGCAGCUUGCUCUGUGCACCAAUAUGGAAACGGAAUUCGCUAAGACGCUGAAUUUCGCUGUUGAUCGACAGAAGAGGUUCGCCAGAUUCGCCGAGCAGCUGAACAAGGUGCACGAACUCAGCCGCCAGCUCACCAGAUGCCACUCGCUUCUUAAUCAAACUCUCGAGAGCCUCGAGACGCUCAACAAUCUGUUGCCGAUAGAAGAGAGACUCGAACCUUUUGUCUGGACCACGGGUUAAAUCGGGAGAUAUUGCGAUCGAUAAUCAUUACUCAUUCACUCGUUUUUUCUAGCAAAGAAAAGCAUCGUAAUUCUCUAACUUGGAAAAGAAAAUUACAAGUUAAACAUUAUAAGAGUUUUGACAUCUAGUCUCUACAUGCCAUGGAAAAGAUAAGAAAAUCAAAUUAAUAAAAAGAAAACAAAUAUG